Messenger RNA from Aphanomyces invadans, 474 nucleotides. RefSeq lists its product as hypothetical. The coding region runs from base 1 to 474 and encodes 157 amino acids. The record is from RefSeq and is a predicted model, not a curated record. The transcript has 2 exons. NCBI's taxonomy places the organism in Eukaryota, Oomycota, Saprolegniomycetes, Saprolegniales, Verrucalvaceae.
AUGGACGAUGCACAUGAAAUCGACAGCUACGCAACAGAUCACCAUCAGUGCUUGAGCAGUUAUGACGCCGCAUGGCAAGAUCUGGAAUGCAGCUUGUUGUCCAAUUGCAGAUCAGUGUCCCGGUCCCUCGUGUCGACGGAGCGAAGCUCCGUCAUUGACCGUGUGACGACUCUCUGGUCCAAGUAUGCCGUGGCGCUCAACGACAUCGAGCAUAUUCAUAUCGAAACACAUAAGAUCGUUCGAUGCGACGAUGCACCAGGUCGAUCCACGGUUGUGUACUCGCUCGACGUGUACCUGACAGGGUCGGACAUUGGACUUCAAAACUGGCUCAAUCGACUUCUCUUUGUGACGCGACACCUCAUGGCUCGAGGGUCGGCGUCGGUCCGAUGCGACGGCUUCAGCUCCAUCAUGUACACAUUGAAGGACUUCCUGCUCGGGAUCAACACACGGCAGUCGAUUCAACUAUCACGAUAA